AUGGCCAUGACCUCUGGUGAACCGCCGCUCAGCCAGGCUGUCGGCUAUGGCGUUGUCAUUGGCUUGGGCUUCGCUUUCGCUUUCGGCAUGAUUUUGACCACUUUCAUCCUCAAAAGAUACAACUAUGAGCUGCAGACUAGUGAAAUGUUCAGCACUGCCGGAAGAACGGUGAAAUCUGGUCUUGUUGCCUCCGCAGUCGUCUCUUCCUGGACUUGGGCUGCAACUUUGCUGCAAUCGUCUGGUGUGGCCUACAACUAUGGUAUUUCUGGGCCCUUUUGGUAUGCGUCUGGGGCAACUGUGCAGAUUAUCCUCUUCGCCACUCUCGCCAUUGAGCUGAAGCGAAGGGCACCAAAUGCCCAUACCUUCCUCGAGGUUAUUCGCGCCCGCUACGGCGCAGUCACGCACAUCGUCUUCAUGGUUUUCGCCCUGAUGACGAACAUCCUCGUUACCGCAAUGCUUCUCACCGGCGGCUCCGCAGUAGUCACCUCUCUCACUGGUGUCCACACCGUGGCCGCUUGCUACCUGCUCCCAAUCGGUGUCGUGUUGUACACCAUGUUUGGAGGCAUCAAGGCCACAUUUUUGACCGAUUACGCCCACACAGUGGUCAUCCUCAUCAUCAUUUUCGUCUUCGCUUUCACCACUUAUGCCACUCAUGAUAUUGCUGGCAGCCCUGGCCGCGUAUAUGACCUUCUUGUCGAGGCUUCUGCCCGCCACCCUGUUGAUGGAAACGCUGAAGGCAGCUACUUGACGAUGCGCUCCAAGGAAGGCGCCAUCUUCUUUGUCAUCAAUAUUGUGGGCAAUUUUGGCACGGUGUACUUGGACAAUGGGUAUUGGAACAAGGCAAUUUCUGCUUCUCCCGUCCAUGCCUUGCCUGGAUAUAUCAUGGGUGGUCUCAGCUGGUUCGCAAUCCCCUGGCUCGCCGCAACCACCAUGGGCAUGGCGGCUCUCGCGCUGGAGAGCAAUCCUGUCUUCCCGACCUACCCGAACCGGAUGAACCCGGCUGACGUAUCCGCUGGGCUCGUGCUCCCGGAGGCUUCUGUUGCAUUGCUUGGAAGUGGUGGUGCAGCGGCGACUCUUCUGCUAAUUUUCAUGGCGGUGACGUCUGCUAUGUCUGCGGAACUCAUCGCCGUGUCAUCUAUCUUCACGUACGAUGUCUAUCAGACGUACAUCAACCCGAAGGCGACUGGCAAGCAACUCAUCAACAUGUCUCACUGCAUGGUUGUGGGUUUUGCCGUUGUCAUGGCUUCAUUCAGUACCGGCUUAUACUACGCAGGCAUUUCCAUGGGUUACCUAUACCUCCUGAUGGGCGUCAUAAUUUCUGCCGCCGUCCUCCCCGCCACCCUCACUCUCAUGUGGAGCAAGCAGAACUGGGCAGCCGCAACCUUUUCCCCGCCUCUGGGCCUGGCGUGCUCUCUCAUCGCCUGGCUCGUGACUGCGAAGAAAGAGUCCGGAGUCCUCACCGUAGAAACCACCGGCGCGAACAACCCCAUGCUCGCCGGCAACGUCGUCGCCCUCCUCUCUCCCCUCAUCUUCAUCCCCGUCCUCACGCUCGUCUUCAAGCCGCAAAACUACGACUGGCUCUCCAUGAAAGCCAUCCGCAAAGCCGACGACCACGAGCUGGCCGCCAACGCGCACAUCGACCUCGAGCUCGUCCCCGGCGGCGCCACCGCUGCCCAGGACGACGAGGCCGCCGAGCAGGCCAAGCUGCAGCGCGCCUCGCGCAUCGCCCGCGCCCUGUGCGCCUUCCUCGCCGUCUCGUUCCUCGUCCUCUGGCCCAUGCCCAUGUACGGCAGCGGCUACGUCUUCAGCAAGAAGUUCUUCACCGGCUGGGUCGUCGUCGGCAUCCUGUGGCUGUUCUGCAGCACCUUCUGCGUCGGCGUCUACCCGCUGUGGGAGGGUCGCACCACCAUGAAGCGCACCGCCGUGGCGGUCUGGAAGGAUCUCACGGGGAACAAGAGUGCUGCGCUCAAGGCUGCGCAUGGGGAGCCGGCGGUCGUGGAGGGGGAGACGGCCAAGGAGAGUGGUAGUGGCGAUGUUACGCCAACGAGUGGGGAGAAGGGGGAGAAGCAGUGA
This is a messenger RNA of Lasiodiplodia theobromae, 2073 nucleotides long. Its product is annotated as Urea active transporter. NCBI's taxonomy places the organism in Eukaryota, Fungi, Ascomycota, Dothideomycetes, Botryosphaeriales, Botryosphaeriaceae. Gene Ontology annotation, biological process: putrescine transport; spermidine transport; urea transmembrane transport. Gene Ontology annotation, molecular function: urea transmembrane transporter activity; putrescine transmembrane transporter activity; spermidine transmembrane transporter activity. The record is from RefSeq and is a predicted model, not a curated record. Gene Ontology annotation, cellular component: plasma membrane. Bases 1 to 2073 code for a protein of 690 amino acids. The transcript has 7 exons.